CAAGCACAACAAUAUGAACCAUACUGCAACAAGGUCCUUAGUGGUUUGCUCAAGUAGUUGACCCAGUUUAGACCGAAGCAAUUGGUAGGAUGUCGACGGACGACGAAAGACAAUUCCUCUGCCCCCGUCUAAUUGACUAUCUGGCAAUAGUGGGAGCGAGAAACACACCCGCUUCUAUUAAGCAGAGUGCGAGUCCCCACAUACAGCCUCCUGAGCUUCUUCGUCGAUAUCCGAUACAGGACCACAAAGAUUUUCCGAUGCCGCUGGACAUGGUCUACUUCUGCCAACCGGAAGGCUGUUCGUCCGUGGGACCGAAACGAACAGCUUUACGUGAGGCUUCAUCUUUCGUUUUCACUCUCACCGAUAAGGAUUCGGGAAAGACGCGGUAUGGCGUAUGCGUCAACUUUUAUCGAUCGGUCGAGAAAUCGACUGGAUUGAUUGGACUGACGAAAGCGCGGGCCAACACCGGCAUGCGAAGGGAUAGCUGGAGGAAAAGCAUGGAGAAAAGCUCCGAUUCGGCGUUUUCCAGUGAUUACAGGAGCAGUAAUAUCGGGCCAAGCGAUUCGGAAAAAGAUUAUCCUCCGAGCAGAAGAGAUUCGGAAUCGACGGGACCCAAUAAUCUGCCACCUUCGAGACUUGCUGUCACCGGCAACGACUCUGAAAGCGGAGGAAGUCACUCGCCAUCUCCUCGAGCGAGCAGAAGAAGACAGAGAAUACGAAAUCACUCUUUGACUUCGCUCUGCAUCUUAUCUCAUCACCCAUUUUUCACGAUGUUCAGAGAGUGCCUCUACAUUUUAAAGAAACUAAUUGACGCUUGCAAUGAGUCGUCAAACCCUAGGCGAGUAGGCGGAUCGAAGCUGACUUGCAGAGAUAGCGUAUGGAGUGUUCUAACAGGCCAGGCUGGGGAUGCAGCAUCGUCAAUAGUGCUUCAUGACGUUAGAGAAAUUGAGACGUGGAUUUUGAAGCUUUUAUCUGCCCCAGUUCCUAUCCCUGGAAAAACUAAGAUUGAGGUAGAAGUUCUAUCUCCUAGCGUAUACGAGCCUCUUAUUUUUGCCUUACCCAGUCACACUAGAUUUAGUUUAGUCGACUUCCCGUUACAUUUACCUUUAGAAUUAUUAGGUGUUGAAACUUGUUUAAAAGUGCUGACGAUAAUACUUCUGGAAAAUAAGGUUGUAUUCCAAUCGCGAGACUACAACGCCCUUUCCAUGUCUGUGAUGGCUUUUGUAACAAUGAUAUAUCCUUUAGAGUAUAUGUUUCCCGUCAUUCCUUUGUUACCGACCUGUAUGAGUUGUGCUGAGCAGCUACUGUUAGCGCCAACUCCGUUUGUUAUUGGAUUACCUGUUAGCUUUCUUAUGUACAAGAAGAAUUUUAAAUUGCCAGAUGAUGUAUGUCUAGUUGAUUUGGAUUCCAACAAACUCCUUUCAAAUAUUGAAAUUCCACCUUUGCCAGAACCGGAAGGUACAAUAUUAAAAAAUCAUUUAAAACAGGCUAUGCAGCUUAUGGAUCAAGUUGGCACUGGAGCAAUCUCUAGUUUAUCCACGCCAAGCAGUAAUAACGCUCAGCUCCAGCCAUCACGGAGAGAAAGCCUUUCGACAUCUCCGAAUACACUGGGAAUUACCUCGGCGCCAUCUAAAACACCUGAUGUAUCGCCGAUUGUACCUAAUCAACGUUUUUCAUUGACGCCACAAUCACCUUUACCACCCGCUACACCUAGAAUAUUUUCGCCGACAGUUCAGCAAGGAUUCAAUCCUUUCAUAUAUGGCAACGAUGUGGAUUCCGUUGACGUAGCUACGCGAGUUGCAAUGGUUCGUUUUUUCAACUCACAAAACCUUCUAGCCAACUUUACGGAACAUACGAGAACACUACGAUUAUAUCCUCGGCCAGUAGUCGCCUUUCAAAUAAAUAGCUUCUUGCGGUCAAGACCAAGAGCAUCGCAAUUUUUAAAUAAAUUUGCUAGAACGCAGGCGGUCGAAUUUCUGGCAGAAUGGUCCUUAACUCCGACUAAUGUAGCUUUCCAAAGAGUUCAUACUGGAGUGCUAGAUCCUGCUUUAGUUGGAGAUAAGGCCAAAUGGUUUCUUCAUACUUUAGAACCGAUUAGAUUCAUUGUAUGGGAUGAUGGGAGCUCAUUAAAUGGGGCAUUGCGGAGCAUUCAAGCACAAGAAAGCCAACCUACGGACGAGAGCGGAUCAGAUUCGGAGGAAGGCGAAAGUACCAGUUCUAGUUACUCAUCUUUAAGCGAUUUUGUGUCCGAAAUGGCUUCAUCCGAUUUGUCACCCGGGUAUUUAUCCUAUCACGACCAAAGAAAGGCAUCCGCACAAAGUAUGACGUUUUCCUCAAACAUUGAUGCCGAAAGCAUAUAUAAACCGCCUUCUGAACUUAAAUAUCCCGACGGAGAAGUUCCACUGCCUAGAUCCGCUUCACCAGCAUCUUCGUCCACUUCAAGUUCCGACUCCGACCUGAGUUCGCCUUCUUUCAACAGAGAUUCUGAAUUCGAGCUAAGAAAAGAGAAACACGAAAAAGUCGAACAUAAGUUGGAAAGAGAAGACGCGUUGAGCAAUGAAAAUGAGUCGGAUUCUAAUUCUACGACCACACCGAAAACUAUCGUCAGUAAUAAUAAUCAGAAAUCUGAAACGUCUUCGGUCGAAGGUGAUAAGGCUGCGAGUACAAGAAGACCUAGAAAAAAAUCGGGACCUCCUGUUACUCCGGCACCACUUCAAAAACAACCUAGUGUCGGUAACGUUUUCUCCAAAACAGGCAGUGUUGGAUCAUCGGGAAGUCCUGGACCGCUUCAUUCUGCCAGCAGCGGCAGCAGCGGGAUUACACGACAAAGUUCACAAGGUUCUUUGUUUGAGAGGUUUGCAUCAGAGGCUAAAGAAUUAGUCAGAGAAACAACUCGACAAAGCAGUCAGGAUGGAAUUCUAGCGCAAAUGGAUAAGCUAAAAACGCAAGCUAAAGAAAAGCUUUCUGAGGCCGAAGAAAGUAAAAUGUUUGCACCGUUUGACAAGUUAACAUCCCAAGCAAAAAAAGCAGCAGAAGAGGCAACGAAAAGUAUGCACGAAGCGAGUAAAACGGCCCUUGAAGCCAGCAAGUCAGCUACCGCAAUGAGCAAAAAUACUUUUGACGAUUUAACUUAUGUCGGAAAAUCUACAUUCGGAGAUUUAACGAAAAGUGCCAAAGAAGCUGUGACGAUGAAAGGGUUAUUGAGGACUGACUCAUUCAGCAAACCGGACUCUCGGCGAGAAUCAACAAGUAGCACCACAUCUAUUGUUGCUCACUCAGCACUAGCUGGUGCUAGUAGGGACUUUUUCUCAAACAUACAAUCAGAUCUCAAUGGACUUGCAUCAAGCACUACUAGUAUGUUCACCGAUUUCUUUGGAACUAAAAAGGAUAAUGUCAGGCAAGAUCCAGUUCAACCCCAGAGACCAAAAGAUACAAAAACUAGUCUUUUUGGGCCUUUUCAAAGAGGGCCCAAGGGCAUUGUGGAAAAAAGUCCUUUAAUAAAGCAUGUUCCUAAACGUCAAGAUGAGUUACAGAGAAAGCAGAGUAUCGACAAGAGCACUACAAAUAACGACAAUCAAGCAUUUCUUAAAGAUAUUGUCUCAAAUGUACUAGAUGGUGAAGGAGUUGGAUGGCUCAAAUUAAAUAGAUUGAAAAAAUUAAUGGAAGAAGAGACUUAUAGAAACUUCGUUUUAAGUAAAAUUAAUAAAACCCUAGAUAAAAAAAUCGCCCCUGAUGAUCACAUCGACGAUGUGUGUCUGCCAAAACCUGUUUGGAAGGGUAUGUUAAAAGUUUUGCAAGCAAUUCAACAUGGAUUGGAGGUAACUUAUAGUAACUAUGGCUUGGGAGGAAUGGCGUCUGUGUUCCAGAUGCAAGAAAUUGCUCAUACCCACUAUUGGACAAAAGAUGUUAGUGAUUCAGGACUAUCAACUGAUAUUACUCAGACAUCAAGUCCAAAAUCGCCUCAAAGCCCGCGAUAUUCCGUGCAAUCAUCGGAGUGGGAAAAUGAGAGCAGAAAAUCCUCACAAGCAGAACCACCUGAAGUACGAUUAAUCCAGGGCGACGAUUCGGACAAAGAACAAAGUACAACUGAUAUUUUUAAAGAUAUGAUUACUCAAAAAAAGAAUUUACUGCUCAGUAAAUUGACAUCAUUUGAUUCCGAUGCUGAAGGUACGUUGCAUGGAUCAGGUGGUACAAUUUCUCCCGGCUCAAUUACAACAGGCCCGGCAUGUGGACUAAAUAGAGGUGGGGGUCAAUCAUCCUUUAGAUCGACUGUUUCCGAUACUGAAGUUGAAACUUUGCAAUUUCCAAAACUACCGAAGCAACGGAAUGCAAGUGUGUGGUCUAGCAAAUCAUCCUUAAGUACUGGAUUUAGAUAUCACGGUGGCCAUAUUAUAAAUACUGUACAGUCUCCAUCACCUGAAGCUACAAGAACGUACCUGUUCGAAGGUUUAGUUGGCAAAGAAAGAUCAAACUUAUGGGACCAAAUGCAGUUUUGGGAAGACGCUUUUCUCGAUGCUGUAUCACAAGAAAGAGACAUGAUUGGAAUGGACCAGGGUGCAAGGGAGAUGAUGGAAAGAUACAAAGGUCUGAGCGAUACGGAACGCAAACGACUCGAACAUGAAGAAGAUAGGUUAUUAGCAACAAUUCUUUAUAAUUUAACUGCUGUACUAGUUAUGCUGAGUUGCAACAAAGAAGAAAUUAAGAGAAAAAUUAGAAGACUACUUGGAAAAAGUCAUAUUGGUUUAGUAUACAGUCAAGAAGUGAAUAUGUUGCUUGAUCAAGUUCAUAAUUUGAAUGGAAACGAUAUCGACUUAAAGCCUUUGGGAUCACGCUCGCUUCACCGUCAAAGUUUUACUGUUCAUCAAGGUGUCGAUUGUACUGGUGACCUACGGUUCAUGGAAGUCAGAGAUGAUGGCUUGGUGAUACGGUCCGUAACGGGAGUUAUAAUAGAACGAUGGUGGUUUGAAAGACUGGUUAAUAUGACUUACAGCCCUAAAAAUAAAGUGUUAUGUUUGUGGAAAAGGACAGGUGGACAAACGCAAGUUCAUAAAUACUACACCAAGAAGUGCAAGCAAGUUUAUUAUUGCAUCAAGGAUGCAAUUGAACGUAGUGGUGCUAUACAGAGCGUUCCAGAAUUGGGAGGAGAGUUUCCAGUUCAAGAUAUGACAACUGGAGAAGGAGGACUGUUACAAGUUUGCAUGGAAGGGGUGGGAUUGUUAUUCGCAAAUAGCAAGGAUUUUGAGUUUUUUGUCAGGCUCUCGCAUAUUCGGAAAUGCUAUACUCAAAAGGGAAGCAUAUUUAUCAUAGAGGAAUUUAAUCCAAAAACACGACAAGUUAUCCAGAGGAAGUACAAAUCACCAAUGGCAGAUCAGAUCUGUUAUUCGGUUCUCUGCGUAUUUUCGUACAUCGCCGCCGGCAAAGAGGGAAAGGAAAAAUUUACCAUGCCUCCUCAACCACAACCCACUCAUAGAAUACCCUCCACCACUCAAGCCCACGGCGUUAUUUCCAGCGUUAGAGUUCCGACUAGCACUCAAGGAAGGCAUGAAGAAACUGCAUCCCAGCUGUCAGCUCUAACCCGCAGUCCGAAAUCGCAGCUAUUGGCCAGCACCCAGGCUGGCCAUCCUCCUCCCACAAGUCCUGAACCGGGAUCGAUAACACCCAUCGGUGGUCCUCCCACUUAUCCUCCACCAGCAUUACCAGCGGGUGUAGCGCCCCCUGCACAACCGCCCACUCCAAAAACAUUAACGUCGCAAUUGUCGAUGCCCACUUCCCUGAAACCACCUCCUGUUCCUAGCAGGACAUCGUUACCUUACCGCCAGGGCUCGCUGGUUUUACCACUGGGACAACCCCCACCACCGCCGCCGCGCAACAAGUGACGUCAUACACGCAACAAGCGUUAUUCCAUUCCUUUUAUUUAUGCGAAACAGUGUGUCGGUCCCUCUUGUCUUCCGUGGGUGUAGGCUAGUGUAGAAAAUAAAUAAAUGUUUUUUUAUUAGAUAGUAAUAUUAUUAUAUUUGUAUAAAAAUAACAGUAAAUUAGAAUAUAAUUAAGCAUUUUUAUAUAAUAUUAAAGAUGACGAAGAAUCUUAUUUAUAUGUGCUGCCUGUAGUAUUUUGACGUGAUAAUGGAGGUUUUAAAGUUUUCUGAGGAACCACUUUUUUCCACCACUAAAAAAAAUAAUUGGUUGGUUAGGGGCUCUAUCAUAACUACAAUGUUACCUCUAAUAUAAUAAUAAUUUAAUAUUAUGAUAGAUGUAUUGCAACAAAAUAUCUGUCAUAAUAUAAAAAAUACAGGUAUUUAAAAAUUAGCAAACAAUAAAAAAUAGGUCUUGACCCGACUUUCAUAUCAUUGAAGAGUAUGUUUGAUAACUAACUAAGGAAUGAUUUAAAUAUUUUUUAUAUUUACACAUUAAAGAUGGCGGCUACGUCAUUCAAUCAAUUUAGAAAAAAAAUGAUAGUUUUGUUUUCUUGUCAACUUUGAAUUUUUGCUAGUUUUUUAUCUUCAAUUUAUAUUACUUCAUAUUUACUUUAUAAUUAUUUAUGGUUAUUCAAAGUGUAAUAUACCUGGUAAGAUAUUAUGUCAUGUCAUGAAUAUCGGAGACAUUGUUAUAAACUGUAGAAAGAGAGGUUAAAAAAUGUUAUUUUACAGCGUGCUAUCAUUCUCAGGCUAAAAACAUAAAACAUAUGGGAAUAUUUUUUUAUCAUUAUUUAAUUCUAAGAGCACUAAAAUACUCAAUUAACAAAUUUAGAGUUAACCAAUUAUGGUUUUUCUCUCGCAUUUAUUACCACUUGCUUGGAGUAAUUGGGAUUGGAGAUUUAUUUAUUUAAUUUUUAUAAUUACAUUAAUUUAAUUUAUUUCACUUCCGAACGAAAAAUAUCCAAAUUAUUUCCACCAUACCACACCCUUUGUUGUUAUAGUAUAUUUGCUAUUAUUAAAUUACCUGGUUUUACCUAGCCAGAGCUGGUAAAAGGAAUAUCAAAGGUUUUUAGUAGUUGAAAUUUGUGUAAGACACUUUGGUGUUGUUAAAAAUAAGUUGUAUAUAAAGUACCCUGUUAUGCACUAGAGAACUUUCUAAACUCAUUCAUAAACUUUUUUCCUUCUAUGACAAUUUAGAAAAAGUGUAGAUUAAUAAAUUUAUAUAAAAAUAAAUGAGUAUUUACUACGUGUAUGUCGGCAAUUUAUCAACCGAUGCAAUCGAUCGGCAUGUAACAUAUUUAGGUCAAUUUUGUGUUUAUACCUAUAGUUCUAAUCAUUCUAAAGACUGCACAUUUAAUUGCUAAUAACGAAAUGACGAUAAAAUAUAUAAUAUUUAUAUCUUGUUGGUAUGUUUAUUCUUGAAAAAUAAGCAUGUGUACAGGGUGUCCCAUUUUAGU
Sitophilus oryzae (rice weevil) is the source of this 7372-nucleotide messenger RNA. It is a transcript of the gene Rab3-GEF, whose product is annotated as MAP kinase-activating death domain protein. Gene Ontology annotation, biological process: regulation of apoptotic process; regulation of Rab protein signal transduction. NCBI's taxonomy places the organism in Eukaryota, Metazoa, Arthropoda, Insecta, Coleoptera, Curculionidae. The record is from RefSeq and is a predicted model, not a curated record. Bases 90 to 5876 code for a protein of 1928 amino acids. The transcript is spliced from 32 exons. Gene Ontology annotation, molecular function: guanyl-nucleotide exchange factor activity. Gene Ontology annotation, cellular component: cytosol.